Messenger RNA from Larimichthys crocea (large yellow croaker), 840 nucleotides. RefSeq names its product ring finger protein 7 (gene rnf7). The record is from RefSeq and is a predicted model, not a curated record. The coding region runs from base 131 to 463 and encodes 110 amino acids. Gene Ontology annotation, molecular function: zinc ion binding. The transcript has 3 exons. Lineage: Eukaryota; Metazoa; Chordata; Actinopteri; Sciaenidae.
CAUCUGCUGUCGCCAUGGAGACAACAGGACGCCUGCUUAAACCGGCUAGCAUUAGCGUUAGCAUUGCUCAAGUGUUUAUCGUCCAUUUUGUUUAGCUUUAGCUCGCCCGGCUAACCCGUGCGCUGCAGAGAUGGAUGACGGUGACGAGCCGGGUUUAGUCCUCUCUCACAACACCUCCUCAGGCUCUAAGUCGGGCGGGGACAAGAUGUUUUCCCUGAAGAAGUGGAACGCUGUGGCCAUGUGGAGCUGGGACGUGGAGUGCGACACCUGUGCCAUCUGCAGGGUGCAAGUGAUGGACGCUUGUCUCCGGUGCCAGGCGGAAAACAAACAGGAGGACUGUGUUGUCGUGUGGGGAGAGUGCAACCACUCCUUCCAUAAUUGCUGCAUGUCCCUGUGGGUGAAGCAGAACAAUCGCUGUCCCCUCUGCCAGCAGGACUGGGUGGUUCAGAGAAUCGGCAAAUAAGCUCCACUGUAGGCGGUCUGCUUUCAGGCGACACCUGAACGCAUCGAGAAGUGGUGCCAGACUUGACAAUGAUCACUGCAACGUCCUGUGCAGAGAGCAACUUGACAUUGACAGACUGCCCUCCUACUUAUGAUUGCAUGUUCCAGUAGUCCUGGUGUCAAAAGGAGGACGGUGGACAAAAUUAAAGCAGCGCAGACUCGUUGGUCAUCGGCUGGUUGAUGUGGAUGGAGGCGAUCAAGAGUCACGAAGAGAAGGAUGAACCUCGUUGCAGUGUUUGGUCACAUGUUAGCUUUACAUUAUUGUCUGUGGUGGUGUUUAGCACAUUUUGAAUAUGUGACUGUGUCUUUUUAAAAAAUAAAGAACUAUGUAUAGCUGUA